Penicillium alfredii is the source of this 1536-nucleotide messenger RNA. RefSeq names its product putative tRNA methyltransferase (gene trm82). Gene Ontology annotation, molecular function: tRNA (guanine(46)-N7)-methyltransferase activity; protein binding. The record is from RefSeq and is a predicted model, not a curated record. Bases 1 to 1536 code for a protein of 511 amino acids. Gene Ontology annotation, cellular component: tRNA methyltransferase complex; cytosol; nucleus. The transcript is spliced from 2 exons. Gene Ontology annotation, biological process: RNA (guanine-N7)-methylation. Lineage: Eukaryota; Fungi; Ascomycota; Eurotiomycetes; Eurotiales; Aspergillaceae.
AUGGCUCAAUUCCAACACCCGUUCCAGUGCUUGCGCUAUGUCGCCAGACAGCCGGCUGGCUUGUCCGAUGUGUUCAUUGGUUCUGCGGGCAAAAAUAUCUAUGUGUAUGCGGCAGCCAGUGGCCAGCGCCUCGACGUGUGGCCGCAGAACGUAGAUACCAGCGCCGAGAAAACGGACGCAGCCUCUACUACCCAAGACCAAUGUCCGCCAGAAAAGAGAAGGAAAAUCUCUCCGGGCUCUGAGGAGCAGAAGAAUGGAGAAUCUAAACAAGCUCUUUCUCCCACUUGGUCCAACAUACCCAUUGUGGUGACAUCCUCCGACGGAAAAUAUGUAGUGGCCGUCACUGCGGAGGACAAGAGUGUCCGAGUCUUCAGCUUGGGAGAGGAUAGCCAGAUGCAGCAAUUGAGUUCCCGGGUACUGCCCAAACGGCCGAGUGCACUGGUUUUGACACACGAUGACCAGACUAUUGUGUGCGCCGACAAGUUUGGGGAUGCUUAUUCUUUCCCGCUGAUCCCCAGCGGGGAGUAUAUCAAGGAUCACGCCCAGGUGAAGCCAUAUCAACCGGCUGCCACCUCGCUCACGGUGCAUACGAAGCGCAAUCUGGAAUCACUCGAGCAACAGCUGCGACAAGCGGAACUGUCGAAAAGGGCAGAAGAGAAACCUGCUCUGAACUUUGAACACCAGGCAAUACUGGGCCAUGUCUCCUUGCUGACCGAUUUGAUCUCUGUGACUCUGCCCGCGGGCUCACCCUCGAGUCGCGCGCGAAGCUACAUCCUAACCGCCGAUCGCGAUGAGCAUAUCCGAGUCUCUCGCGGUGUCCCUCAAGCGCAUGUCAUUGAACAAUACUGCCUGGGCCACACUUCUUUUAUUAGCAAGCUCUGUGUUCCUUCCUGGGCUCCGCAGAAGCUCAUUUCCGGUGGCGGCGACAACUUCCUUCUAUUGUGGAACUGGAUUGAAGGGCAGGCCCUUCAGACGGUUCCACUGGCUGAUGCAUCGCAAACGUCAGAGGUCUCGGUUCACGAUAUUUGGGAUAUCUCCCUGAUACCAUCGGCAGGCGCGACUGAACCGGUGAGGGUUAUUCUGGUUGGGCUUGAAGGGUAUGUGUCUGUCGUUGAUCAGAAAUAUGUGUCAGCAUCUAACGGAGAGAACAGGUCCUCGCAGCUUCUCUGCUAUACCCUGGACAACGAAAGCCUAAAUCUUCAAGACACAAUCCAGCUUUCUGGGAAUGUGCUCGACGUAGUGGGCAUUGAUUCCAGAGGCUUGAUCUUGGUCUCGGUGGAUACAGUGCGGGAACCUGACUCAACACAUUCGUGGAAGUCGGCCCCCUCCUCCCCCCAGACGCUUCUUGAAAGCUUUCGCGUCAACCUUGGCCCCGACAGUCUGAAGUGGGUCCCAGUUGAGGACUCAAUGGCUGUGAAGAUCAAUGCCGAGGGCACCGCCAGCUUUCCCACAAUCUUGGAGGAGAAGCUGAAGAGGGAAUUCGACGAUGCAUUGUAUAGUCUGGGCAACCUCCGCAAGAAAAAGGGAGAGGAGUAA